This is a messenger RNA of Adineta ricciae, 816 nucleotides long. Lineage: Eukaryota; Metazoa; Rotifera; Eurotatoria; Adinetida; Adinetidae. The record is from the annotation of a GenBank genome assembly.
AUGGAAAAUAAGACAGUAAUGAGUUCGUCUAGUACCUUGGAAAAUAUGCUUGAAAAUGCCACUGUUUACGUAACGAUCGUUGGUGGUAUAUUUUUAUUUGUGGCUGGAAAUAUCGGAUGUAUGGGAAACAUACUCGUCUUUCGUUCACAAACUUAUCGUCGACAAGCUUGUUUCAUUUAUCUAUUUUGGGGAACUAUUGCUAGUUUAUUCAUUCUAAACUGCAUUCUCUUGACGCGUAUCCUGGAAAGUGGUUUUAACGUAUCAUUGAUGGAUAUAUCGAAUGUAUUUUGUCGAAUUCGAGAGUUUAUCUCGAUGGUGAUGUAUCAGAGUGAAAACACUAUGUUUCUAUUCGCAACACUGGACAGAAUUCUCUCGGCACAACGCUCAAACAAACUACGACUAUGGAGCAAUCGUGUUCCUCUUGCUUAUAAGCUUGUCGUAGCAAACUUUGUUCUUUGGAUUGCAGUCAGUACGCAUCGAUUAGUUUUGUACACGAAUGUACAUAGAUCUUGCGAAGCCGAAGAAGGAUUCUAUAGGGUCUUUGAUACUUAUCUGGACAUGGCACUUACCGCAGUAGGCGCACCUUUGCUAGUUAUCGUCCUGACUGCUCUACUUUGGCACACUAUUCGAAGUGUUAGUCAACGGCACGCAGCUCUACAAAAUCAAGGAAUCAACGAAGAGAUUGAUUCUCAACUAUCAAUCAUGUUAUUUACACAAUCGGUUCUUGCUGUUAUCAAUUAUGUUCCAUACGGAAUAUAUAUUCUUUAUGCUUUGUUUACUGAUGGAUGGAUAAAAUCAACUUUGCGUAUCGCUUGA